Messenger RNA from Darwinula stevensoni, 3808 nucleotides. The record is from the annotation of a GenBank genome assembly. NCBI's taxonomy places the organism in Eukaryota, Metazoa, Arthropoda, Ostracoda, Podocopida, Darwinulidae.
GAAGUGAAUACUGAUGCAUUGAGCAUGCAGCGCACUCCAAAGAAUUGGAGAAGCUGGGGCAAUCGCCAUGGCAGAGGUCGUGCUAUGAAUCGCAUUGGUAGGGUGUCAUACCCAGGAGCCAUUGGAGCUGAAGUGUCUCGAGGAGUUUCCAACCGACCAAGAGGUGAAAAUAGCGAAGAUAUGUCUUGGCCUAGGCGUAGAGGUGGGAGAGGAGGAGACAGGCGACCCCCUGGGUUGCGAGGGAGAGAUAUUGGUCUCUGGUAUGCAAGAAAAUCGAAAGAAGAAAGGAAACAGAGUGAAUAUGAACAGUUUCCUCAUCUCCAGAGAUGAGGAAACUGAAGGGAAAACAACCCUAUGGAUGCAUACUGUGUCAUUGGGCAAGCAUAAGGAGUAUGAAAUCAGACAACUGCUGGACAACAUCAGAACACAGGAGUUCUUAGCAUCUGAAGACUUCAGAAAGCCGUCUCGAGCUCCAGGACCUGGAAAGUUGUCUGGAAGUCCAGGGCAUGGCUCAAUUAAGCUAUCUUCUAGCAAGAUAGCAAUGGAAAGAAGACCCUUAUCUCCAUCUUCAGAGCAAGUGGUUGGUUCUUCAUAUGGUGGGCAUGUGAAAGAUGUGGCUCCACAGUCCACAAGCCUAAAGUCAGAAAUAAUGGAGGACUCAUGGUGGGGUAGUGAAGAAGAGAAUGAAAGAGGUGGGAUUGUGAAAGGAGAGGCAGAACAGUUGCCAAAUAGCAGUUUAGAAGAUGUAGAUGCAAAGCAGGACCCUUGCUGUGCCACCAAAGAAGGCAUUGUGAAAAGUGAAGAACAGGACAACAGUGAAGAAUUAGUUCCAGAUGAUAUCCUCCCAUUUUUCAUAGACAAUACUCCUAUGUUUGAAGAACAGGAGUUGAUGUUUGAUGAUGUGGUUGAGUCCAAGCCUGGUGUUCAUGAGAAAUUUUCUGAGAAACUUCGUCACAUAGGGGAUAGUGAUUUCAAAUCUCAGUAUCUUCACAACCUCAAAGCCAAUGCUCUUUCUGACUACCUCAGGACAUGUGCCACUGCUCGAUGUGACUUAGUGGCCAAUUCAUGUUUAGAUAAUCAGUUUAAAGAAGAACUUGAGGCCAAGCAAUCCAAUGGUAGAUAUCUUGAGCUUCAUAAAUUUCGCCAAAAACUACCUUCUUAUAAGAUGAGACAUAAGAUUCUUGAGUUGGUCAGUGAGUCCCAGGUGGUUGUGCUAAGUGGAGAAACAGGCUGUGGGAAGACAACUCAAGUGGCCCAGUUCAUUCUUGAUGAUUGGAUUUUGCAAGGCAAGGGAUCUGUAUGCCAUAUCAUCUGUACUCAGCCUCGCAGAAUUAGUGCCAUCUCAGUUGCAGAACGAGUGGCUCAAGAGAGGGCUGAAAAGUGUGGUCACUCAGUUGGAUAUCAGAUUCGAUUAGACGAUGUACGUCCACGGACAGUGGGGAGCAUCCUCUACUGCACAACUGGUAUCUUGUUGAAGUUCCUCCAGUCAGACCCUUUGCUCAAGAAAGCAUCUCAUGUGGUACUGGAUGAGAUUCAUGAAAGGGAUAUCCUCUCAGACUUCACCAUGGCUAUCAUGAAGGAUGUCCUCACUCAUAGACCAGAUCUGAAGCUGGUGCUAAUGAGUGCAACAAUGAAUGCAGGACUGUUCACCAAGUACUAUAAUAACUGUCCCUUGAUACACAUCCCAGGUUUCACCUUCCCUGUUGAAGAACUUUACUUGGAGGAUGUGCUCCAGUUGACUGGGUUCAGGUUCUUCUUUCAAAGGUUCAAAAUGGAGUCCAAGAGCAAAAACUAUGGCUCCCAUUACAUCCCCAGGAAGAAGCAAAAGCAGUUGCAACAAUAUCAAGAUAGUAUUGGGCCAUUCAUCAGGGACCUAAGGGCCUCAGGAAAAUAUAAGUCACAUGUGCUGAAGAGCAUUGCAGACCCAUCUUCAGAGGGAGAUGAAAAUCUGGAACUCAUAGCUUCACUGGUAGAACACAUAUGUCAACACGAACCUCCUGGUGCUGUCUUGAUCUUCUUGCCUGGGUGGGACCGUAUCUCCAAGCUUCAUAAAAUCCUCUCUUCCAAUAGCUUCUUUCGAAGGAAGCAUCUCAUCAUUCCCUUGCAUUCCAUGAUGCCAACAGUGAACCAAAGAGAAGUCUUCAACAGACCUCCCCCUGGGGUGAGGAAGAUUGUGAUUGCAACCAAUAUUGCUGAGACAAGCAUUACAAUAGACGAUGUUGUGUAUGUGAUUGACGGUGGAAAAAUCAAGAUGAGGAAUUUUGACGAGGGAAGUAACUUGCAGACACUUUUGCCCGAAUGGGUGAGCCUUGCCAAUGCGAAGCAACGCAAGGGCCGUGCUGGGAGAGUCCAGCCAGGGAUAUGCUACCAUCUGUACACUCGAUGGCGGGAAUCUCUCCUGGAUGCUUUCCCCACUCCAGAAAUCCAGCGCACUCGCCUUGAAGAACUUUGUCUUCAGAUCAAGAUUCUGAAGUUGGGAAAGAUAGAGCCAUUCCUUGAGAAAGUCAUUGAGCCACCAUCCAAAUCUGCUCUCCAUCUCUCAAUCCAAAUUCUGCAUCGCCUGAAUGCUCUGGAUUGGGAGGAGAACCUCACCCCCCUUGGUUUCCAUUUGGCCAAACUCCCAAUGGAUCCUCAGACAGGGAAGAUGAUCCUCAUGGGUGCAAUAUUUUCCUGCCUUGAUCCCAUCCUCACUGUAGCUGCUGCUCUCAGCUUCAAGGAUCCAUUCGUCAUUCCUCUGGGUCAAGAAGAGGUUGCAGACCGUCGGAGACAAGAGCUGGCUGGAGGAGAAGAAUCAGAUCAUCUUAUGCUGGCAAAUGUUUUUAACAAGUGGGAAGAAGUCAGGCAGGCUGGCCGAAGUGCUGAAGAUCGUUUUCUCUGGCAUUACUUCCUUUCUCGUAACACCCUUGAGAUGUUACGCACCAUGAAGAGGCAGCUAACAGAGCAUUUGAUGGAACUGGGCUUUGUUACUUCAAGUGCCUACAACAGUCUGGAAGUGAAUCAGAACUCCAAGAAUCCUUCUUUGCUGAAGGCCAUUAUCUGUGCUGGACUGUAUCCAAAUGUGGCCAAGAUUUUCGUGAAGAAGAACCGGGUGACCUUAUACACCCCAGAGGAUGGGCAAAAGGUUCAGUUUCAUCUGAAAUCAGUUCUUGUGGAUCGUCGAGACUUCUCCAGCCAGUGGCUGGUAUACAAGUUGAAGCAGAAGAGUUCAGCAGUAUUUCUCUUUGAUGCUACAGUCGUUUCUCCCUUUUCUCUUCUCUUCUUUGGGGAACGCAUUGGAAUCGAAAAGCACAGUCGUGGAGAUGGCCUCAUCUCGGCCGAUCCCUUUGUGCAUUUCAAAUGCUCUCAGUCUGAUGCCAUCUUGGUUAAGGUUCAUAUCUCUCAUCUUGCUUCCAAUCUGAUUAGUUGCCUUGUUUAUUUGAUACUAACCUUCUGUUGUAUGCAGCAAUUGAGAGGAGAGCUGGACAAGUUGCUUGAGUACAAGAUUUCCCAUCCUGGUGUGACCCAGUGGGACCCUGAGACCAAAGAAGGGGCCAUUCUUCGGGCAAUUGUGGAGUUGAUCACAACCAACAUGAAAAUGCCAGCCGGGAGUCUGUCUCGAUCAUCAUCUCAAGAUUUCUCUGAUGACCUCUCCUCAUGAUUUCUGUGAUCUUUCUUUUAUAGGUAUCAAGAUCUCCCUCAUUUCAAGGCAUAUUAAUUUAUUUAUCAAGUUCUUGAAUUGGACCAGGGAGUACUGAGUGAAAUUUGUUUGCAUUUACUAAUGUGGUGCACAAGGAAAAAAAGAAUAAAUUGAAUGCUGACCUGUAACACA